AAGCUCCCCCCCCCAAACGCAACCACAAAUUCCAACUUCAACAACGAUAUCGCUACCCAUAACACUUCUGUCACUGGAACCCCGUCUCGCUUAGAACAUAGUACGUAGGCCGGCAGCCAAUAACGUAUUUCACUCGGGAGUUGUCGGUCUGUUUCGAUUGUCUCUUCAUUUGGAAACGUUAGUCACUACAAGCGUUCGGCGACAUCACGCACAAAGUGCCCCAUCGACCUGGCAUCAGCUGCAACCAACGAUACUAUUACAUACCUAAACAGUCCGCCGCCAUGCACUCCCUCGGCCAACACCACGGCCAGCCAUACCUAUAUCAAAACCUCGCGCCGCUCCCCAACUCGCUCCAUGGUCUCAAUCCCUUAUCCGCGACAAGUGCCAGUCUCGCAGCAGCCAGCGCGGCAGGGCUCGGAUACGGCAAUGCCCCGCCCGGAGAGCUCAAGUUCGUCCACCAGCAGCAGCAGCAGCAACAGCAGGCUGCUCUUACCCAGCAACCACAGUUGGACGAGGAGGAAGUCUACCAGCUCAUUCUGAACCUGACCUACCCGUCCAUGCGCGAACAGGCGCUCUUGGACUUGAGCAAGAAGAGGGAGGCGUAUGAGGACCUGGCGCCCAUCCUGUGGCACUCGUUUGGCGUCAUGGCGUCGUUAUUGCAGGAGAUCGUCUCGGUUUACCCAAUGUUGAUGCCGCCGACUUUGACGGGCCACGCUUCCAAUCGUGUUUGCAACGCUUUGGCACUCUUGCAGUGUGUCGCGAGUCACAACGAGACUCGCGGGCUGUUUCUCAAUGCCCAUAUACCCCUUUUCCUUUACCCAUUCCUGAAUACCACGAGCAAAACAAGACCCUUCGAAUACCUCCGUCUGACAAGUCUCGGUGUCAUCGGCGCACUCGUUAAGCAAAACGACAACUCGGAAGUAAUAAAAUUCCUCCUCUCAACCGAAAUCAUCCCCCUCUGCCUCCGCAUAAUGGAAACCGGCUCCGAGCUCUCCAAAACAGUUGCCAUCUUCAUCGUGCAGAAGAUCCUCCUCGACGACAUGGGCCUCAACUACAUCUGCCAGACAUACGAGCGCUUCUAUGCCGUCGGGACCGUGCUGUCCAAUAUGGUCAAUCAGCUCAUUGGCCAGCAGAGUAUUCGGUUGCUGAAACAUGUUAUUAGGUGUUAUUUGAGAUUGUCGGAUAAUUCGAGGGCGAGGGAGGCGUUGAGGCAGUGUUUGCCGGAGCCGUUGAGGGAUACCACUUUUUCGCAGAUUUUGAAGGAUGAUAUUACUACCAAGAGAUGCCUAGCAACCCUACUCCUCAACCUAUCCGACGGCGCAUAAAACCUCACAACCACGCGUACCACCACAUAGACACCGCCUGGAACCAAACACCACUACCAACCUCCUCCCCCAACACCACACCAUACAUCACUUGAUUUUGGUUAUUCUUUUGAACAUUAUGGGAUCUACGUAACGUUAUACUAUAUAUAGGCCUCAGGGGGCGGGAUACGUUGGAAGGCGAGUGUGUUUUAUGUAUGUAUGAGCGGGGAUCAUAUAGCGACCCCCCCACCCAUUUUGGUUUCACUGCAACAAAACCAUGUUUUUCUUAUCGCAAAUCGACCUCUGUAUACCUGACCUUCACCUGGGCUUUGGGGGUUAAUAGGAAGGGCGGUGUGUUUUGGGUUGGUUCCACAUAGAUUGAUUUCCUGACAUGGCAUUCGCGCCGACUAGUACAUA
Fimicolochytrium jonesii is the source of this 1721-nucleotide messenger RNA. RefSeq names its product Rcd1-domain-containing protein. The coding region runs from base 282 to 1325 and encodes 347 amino acids. The transcript has 4 exons. Gene Ontology annotation, biological process: negative regulation of translation; mRNA catabolic process. The record is from RefSeq and is a predicted model, not a curated record. Gene Ontology annotation, cellular component: CCR4-NOT complex; CCR4-NOT core complex; P-body. Lineage: Eukaryota; Fungi; Chytridiomycota; Chytridiomycetes; Spizellomycetales; Powellomycetaceae.